AUGACUGACCAAUUUAUCGCUUUAGACAAACUUUUGCUAGAACUGGUUUUCCAGUCUGAGCAAGAUUCAAAUGCUAAGGAAGAUGCAAAACAACAGAUUACUUUACUCUGUACAAAUAUAAGAGAAAUAAAGAGGAAUAUUUUUACUCUACACGACAAAAUAAACACAAUUGAUGAUGAAAUUGCUCAUUACAGUAAGGAUAGCAAAUAUAUGAAGGGUGACCAUACCAACUGGAGGCCAACACAUGAUGUUCUUCAUAAACAUGAAGAGUAUUUGCAGGACCAACUUCAGAAGCAACAGGAAACUACUGAAAAAGACAAAAAAAUGUAUCAUGAGUAUGUGAGACAGUAUAAAGAUGUCUUGAAGCAAUACCAGCUACAGUAUUCAGAAACUCCUCUUGCUCAAGAGUAUUAUAAGAAUAAAACAGAAAUGGAAGAAAUAAAAAACCGAAUAUUAACAUGUACUGAGCAGUGUAAAAUUAAGGAAGCUAUUCUUAUGGAACGUUCAGUGCCUGCUCCUUUUAAAUCACUUCCUCAAUGGACGUUACAAAUUGUUCAUUUGAGAUCUAAAACUGAAGACAUCCUUAAACGUGCUUCAACUUUUAUCCACAAAUCAUCUAAACUGAAGGAAGAAGCAGAUGAAAUAGAAAGAAAAAUUAAUUAUUUAAAUCAGCAGACUGCAAGAAUUUCGGAAACGAAGAACCUUUCAGAAAUCCUAGAAGAAAAAAGUAAAGAAUUAAAAAAAACAAAAGAAUUUAAAGACAGAAUUUUUGAAGAACAUGGAUAUUUUCGUGUAUUAGAUGAGAAUCUUCAAAAUAGUCAACCCUUUCUUCCUUAUAGUUCUCAGAACUUAGUCAGACCUGUAAGCAGUGAGAGACAUUUCUCAGAACCAAGAGGAACAGAUGAAAAAGAAGAAAGUUCAUCGAGUAAUUCAACACUUGCCAGGAUUGACUUCAGACCAAAGAGAAAGGCAAUACUGGAAUUUGAUGACUGUGUGAGGAACAAAUAUUCUAAAGUUUCAGCUCUUAGAAGUACACAAAACUUGAUGCAAUUCAGAUCGUUGAUUCUUGAGAAACAAUCAAGCUAUAAGCAAACAUUUGACAAAGGAAGUACAGAUUCUGAGUGUGGAGAAAAAGAAACAGAAAGAGAAUUAAAAGAUUCACCAGAUAUCCCACAAGAUGGCCACAGAGAACACAUGGGCAAAUUAGCAGAGGAUAAUCAUGAUGAAACUGAAGAAAACACUGAAAAAUUUCCAAGUACUCCUGAAAUGCCUCAAUUUUUAAGAACUCCUGAAUUUUUGAAAACACCUGAAUGUGUGGAGAAAUUAGAGUUUUCUAAAAGUCCUUCAUCUGAACUGCUUAGAAAUAUAGGACUUGAAGCCAAAUCACAAAAGACACCACAUGCAUUUUCUUUUCUUAUGGGUUCUUCCACAUCACCUGGAUUUAAUUUAUUUGAGUCUUCUGAAUUUGGAAAUGAAAACUUGCCAGAUCAGUUUGAUGAAAAUUAUUCUUCAGGAAAUUUAAAUCCUGCCUCCUCACAAAAAGAUAUUGGAGGCUUAUUUGGAAAAUUAGAAGGAGAAGAUACUUUUACAUUCCCAUUUUCAUCAGAACCUUCAACUCAUACAUUUGGAGAUGGAAAAGAUGACUUUAGUUUUUCAUUUUCAUUUGGACAGGAUCAACACUCAUCACAUUCUUCCUCUUCAAACAGUUUUCCAUCUUCACAAAAUUCAAAACAGUUUACUUUUUUUUGA
Molecule: messenger RNA, 1749 nt
Organism: Vombatus ursinus (common wombat)
Lineage: Eukaryota; Metazoa; Chordata; Mammalia; Diprotodontia; Vombatidae
Gene: CUNH14orf39
Product: chromosome unknown C14orf39 homolog
Exons: 17
Coding region: 1-1749 (582 amino acids)
Biological process (GO): spermatogenesis; oogenesis; meiotic DNA double-strand break processing involved in reciprocal meiotic recombination
Cellular component (GO): central element
Source: RefSeq, a predicted model, not a curated record